This is a messenger RNA of Carassius carassius (crucian carp), 1112 nucleotides long. It is a transcript of the gene gca, whose product is annotated as grancalcin. Gene Ontology annotation, molecular function: calcium ion binding. NCBI's taxonomy places the organism in Eukaryota, Metazoa, Chordata, Actinopteri, Cypriniformes, Cyprinidae. The coding region runs from base 115 to 789 and encodes 224 amino acids. The record is from RefSeq and is a predicted model, not a curated record. The transcript is spliced from 8 exons.
GACGUCAUCAAUCACUUCCCGUUACAGUCGAAGUACGGAAGAGAUAGCACGUAAACUUUCCCAUAAGAUUCAUUUUUAGGUUGGUUCUAUUCGCAAGUGCGGUCAUCAUAAAGUAUGGCGUAUCAAGGAUAUAACAAUUUUGGUGGAUCACCAAUGCCAGGAGUUCCUGCUCAGGGUAUGGCAAUGCCAGGAGUUCAUGCUCAGUGUAUGGCAAUGCCAGGGGUUCCUGCUGCAGCUGGUUACCCAGCACAGCCAUAUGGGGGUUACCCUGGGGCAUUUCCUGCUCAGGACCCAAUGUGGGGCUAUUUCACAGCAAUCGCUGGUCAGGAUGGUGAAGUUGAUGCUGAAGAACUUCAAAGGUGCCUCACCCAGGCUGGAUUCAGUGGCACCUACACUCCCUUCAGUUUGGAAACCUGCAGGAUUAUGAUUGCCAUGCUGGAUAUAGAUUACACUGGAAAGAUGGGUUUCAAUGAGUUUAAAGAACUCUUUGCAGUGCUAAACGGCUGGAAGCAGAACUUCGUAAUGGUGGACAGGGACCGCAGUGGAACAGUGGAACCUCAUGAGAUGUCUCAGUGCAUUGCUAACAUGGGCUUCCGAAUCAGCCCUCAGGCUCUGAACGCAAUCAUCAAACGUUACAGCAGGUCAGGAAAGAUCUACUUCGAUGAUUAUGUGGCCUGUUGUGUGAAGCUAAGGGCACUUACAGACAACUUCAGGAGGAGAGAUACUAUGCAGCAAGGAAUGGUGAACUUCCAGUAUGAUGAUUUCAUCUUGUGUACUAUGUCUCUCUAAAGGGAGUUACAGACAAGUACAGGAUGCACUCCAGGAAGAGCACCAAAUCACUGAAAGUCCAGAGAAAUAUAUAUAAACUACUAUUUAUAUAUAUAGUAUGGGCAUUAUGAAAUUAUUUGCUGAUUUGCCAGUAUGAUGUUUAAUAUAUGAACAUAGGAGUAAAACAUAUAUUGACUCAAAACAGCUUUCAAUAUUUGUGCCAAAGUAGACAGUUGUUUUUUUAACAAUCUUUUUCAUAUUCACUCUUUAUAACGUCAUUGUAUUAAGUUAAAAUGUAACCACAUUCAACACAUAUUUAGCCAAUUAAACAUCUUGUAUCUUAA